AUGCCCACGAGUACUGCUAGUCUGCCGCCCUGGGCUCCGGACUGCGGUAUGAGCAGUCGGUCGUCGGCGUGCGACACUCGACCUACCGCAAGACACCACAGACUGCUCCAUAGGCAUGACCCGGCGUUGAUGCCAGAACCCGGCUCCCCUGUUACACCCAGUCCUGCGAGUCCUGCUUUCUACCCCUCGUUCAAGAUUGGCCCUGACAGGGGCUUGGAUCUCAAGAGAUCUUCACAAGGAUCCGCCCCGCGACGAUCCGUCUCCAGCAUGACGGCUCUCUUCCCCUUAACCUUGCUCUCGUCCGCUGCGUCAGCGUCAGCUAUGCCCGACUCGCCGCCUAAUAACCCGCCGGCCGGAAGCGACAUGUUGGGCGUUGAAGAGCCCGUGGCCGACUGCAACUUGCCGGAGCUGCUGGCGAGAGAUCUCCAAGUGUCCGAGGCUGUUUUCCGUUCAAAGUCCAUGACAGCAGGCUGUCCACCCCAGCGUCUCCCUAUUUCCCACACUGGCGGCUACUACUCUUUGGAGGGGCGAGCUGUUUCUCGAACCCCGACAUCGUGCCACCAGGGGCCGGUGGGGGGGCAUUCAUCCCAUCUUUUAGCUGCGGUCGGUGACCUAACUUCAUCUGUUGAUGCGGCGCGCCAUAGUCAUAAUGGGCAAUUCGACUUCGGACCCGAACGCCCCAACUCGGCCACUGAUUCAUCAAUGGGGAUGGAGCCACCCUCCAUCCGAACUCGAUGGCCGUCCAUCACUACAGCGGCCACGUUUGUGUCCGGUCGCUGUUCUUCCCUGGUCUCUCGCAAACCCGUCUCGCCUGCUCUGGCAUCCUCAUCAAAAAUGGACCGCGAUCCUAGCCAAACUUGGUUCGACUUCGACCCCGACGCUCCCGCCGAUACAGAAAACGGUGGGAGCUCAGACUCGGUUUCAUUCACCCCCCGCCCAAAGUCGGCCCUAGGGUUCGACGGAGUUAACGCCAUGGACACGACAAUGGAGACUGCUGAGGCUAACUUCAAGACUGACACUGCGACGACUACUACCCUCGUGCGCUUUCCGUUCAAUGGCGCAAGCACCAGUGAACGGCCGCGGACCGCCUCGGGGCGGGUGCAUAUGGAAGGGCCGCGCAUAGUCGAGAUACAGCCGCACAUUGUCGUUCCGAAGCGAAGGUCGUCGCUGAAGAGGGAACAUCGCCGCGUCGCAUCGACUCCAUCAGCCGUUUGCAAUCGCGACAUGAUGGGCGAUGAUCAUCCCAGCCGCGACGCGCCUUCUCCGCCGUUCUACCCGCGACAUCCAUCUCAAGCGAACACGAUAGGAAACAGUGUUGAUAGUAUUGUCGACCUUGGUGAGCCGUCAUAUAUGGAUUCGUCUGUCGAAACGCCCGAUAUCCACCGAAAGCCACCAACCGCCAGGGUCGGCCCCUGGAUCAACGCGCAACACAGAACAACUGCUGGCUUCCGGCCUUCUCGGGCAUUCCAAAGCAUGUCUCUCCCCAGGAUUCCGUUGCCUCCCGAAGUGAUCGAUACUCUCCGCAUUUCGAUAAGCUGCUUCCCAGAGACGAUGCUCCUCUCGUCCAGCCUAUCGAUCGAGACGAUCCGGACCUACUCCAAAAAGCUCAAGCACGGAGUAAGAUCGAGGCCCCACUCGGGCGGCGACGACGGAGUGUCCAUGUUCUCUUUCUCGGGUUCUAGCCCAAAGUCGCCGAAGCGCUGGAACUUUUCCAAGCUCAUACAACACCGGCGCCCUAGGCAUAGUUUCGAGUUUCAGGCCAACCCGGCAGGGCCUAGCUUUCCCGUGGGUGCUCAAGUUCCUGUCACACCCAACUGGACGUCGAUAAAAAACAUAUUCCCGGCGGGCUCAGACUACCUCUGCGACGCCCUGUACGCACACCUCGUGGCCUACAACUACAUGAGUACGCUUUGCCCACUCCCCCCUAUCCCGGUUCCCGGGCCUGCUCCGCGCUCAAGUCACGGGCUUUCCGGGUAUUCUCUGGAAGACGGCGCUCGCAUUCCAAUGAAGGCUGCAAGCGUGCUGGGGCUGCAGACGCAGGAUGAGGCGAGAUCGAUGGAGCACCCGAACCUGGUGAAUCUGUACCUCAGACGAAGCAAGAGUCGGCGACCUAGCCUCCGAGAGUGGGAACGAAGUUCUAGCAACUCGAGCGGCGCUGGCCGGGAUUCGGGCAGCAAUGGCGGCACUGAAAUGAAGACGAUGCGCGACAUACAGGCUGGGCUUGGACGGUGCAUCACCCUUCUCGUCACGACCCUGAAGCUGACGACGGCCGAGUCGGGAACGGUCGAGUGCAUGCUCCUUCGCGCGAGGGAGCCCGAGAUUCUCGACCCGUUCAUGAUGCGGGCACUCUGCGAGGCUGUGCGUUGCUCCGAGGAAUCUACCAGUUGUUAG
This is a messenger RNA of Lasiosphaeria miniovina, 2391 nucleotides long. RefSeq lists its product as uncharacterized. The coding region runs from base 1 to 2391 and encodes 796 amino acids. Lineage: Eukaryota; Fungi; Ascomycota; Sordariomycetes; Sordariales; Lasiosphaeriaceae. The record is from RefSeq and is a predicted model, not a curated record. The transcript is spliced from 3 exons.